This is a messenger RNA of Triticum turgidum subsp. durum (durum wheat), 741 nucleotides long. Lineage: Eukaryota; Viridiplantae; Streptophyta; Magnoliopsida; Poales; Poaceae. The record is from the annotation of a GenBank genome assembly.
AUGAAGGCGAUGAUACUACGCCGCCGCGGCGCCGGCGGCGGGCUGCGCAUCACGAGGAAGGGCCGCGGCUUCAUGUGCGGCUGCGGCGGCUCAAAGGCCGUCUCCGUCUCCGACGGCUCCGACAAGCAGUCCCCCAUGGCCACGCCGCCCACCAACACGUCGACCGCCACCACUGCCACCACCAUGUCCACGGUCACCACCACGGCGACGAGGAGGGCAGGGAACAGCAGGGCGGCGUCGUUGAUCUCCACCGCGGCGGCGUCCUCCUCGUUCUCACCCUCGUCGACGGACGAGGCCGACACCAGCGUGGGGAGCACCCCCAGCGUCGCCGCGCUCCUGCGGCAGCUCGGCGAGCUCGAGCGCACCGUCCGCUCCCUGCAGGGCGCCGGCGCCGAAGGCGUCGGCGACGGGAGGCGGCACAGGCGCACCUCCAGCGAGGGCGGCGGCAGGAGGGUGGAGGAGAGCGUGGCCGUGGUGAAGGAGUCGGCCGACCCGCUGGCCGACUUCCGGCGGUCGAUGCUGCAGAUGAUCGUGGAGAAGGAGAUCGUGGGCGGCGCCGACCUGCGGGAGCUCCUCCACCGGUUCCUGUCCCUCAACGCGCCGCACCACCACCACCUCAUCCUCCGGGCCUUCGCCGAGAUCUGGGAGGAGGUCUUCUCCGGCUACGAGCGCACCCCGGACUUCCUCGUCUCCCACUCCCACGGCAGGAAAAGGCUCCCCGCAGCGAAUUCCCUCCGCUGA